UAGAAGCACAUGGUCCAUAGGCCGAUAUGAUUAAAAAUUGUUAUUAAUAAUUAUAUUUUGGCUAUAUCUGUCCGUAUAGAUAUUAUUCUUCGAUGGCUUUAUUUUGAAAACAGUCUUUGCAAUCCUUGAAAUUCAUUACAAAAAGAAUUUUUCUCGAUUUUUCGAGCAACAAAGGUGGGGUUAGGUUGGGUGUGGUAAAGGAGAGGGAAACUGGCCCAUGUGAUAUCGUGAACCUCUGUGCUUCUUCUCAUUCCAUUCUCAGGACAACGUGCAAUCGCGCCGUUACGACUUUCAGCUUAUUCUUGAUCAACCGGCUUUUGUCCGCCGCUUCUCUCAUAUCAAAUAAAGAUGUAUAGAUUACCAAGCAUGUUGAGAAGCGUAGCAUUGCGCCAGAUGCAGGUGCAAGCACGCUCCUAUGCGAAGGAUGUUCGUUUUGGAGCUGAAGUAAGAGCACUCAUGCUUCAGGGUGUUGACAUCCUGGCUGAUGCUGUUGCAGUAACAAUGGGUCCAAAAGGACGCAAUGUUAUUUUAGAGCAAUCGUGGGGCAGUCCUAAAAUUACAAAGGAUGGAGUAACUGUUGCAAAAAGUGUCGAACUUAAAGAUAAGUUUCAAAAUAUUGGAGCUAAGUUGGUACAAGAUGUAGCGAACAAUACCAAUGAAGAAGCUGGUGAUGGAACGACCACAGCCACUGUUUUGGCUAGAGCCAUUGCUAAGGAAGGUUUUGAGAAGAUCAGCAAGGGCGCUAACCCUAUUGAAAUCAGGCGUGGGGUCAUGCUGGCGGUAGACAAGAUCAAAGAAGAGUUGAAGAAUUUGAGCAAACCUGUCACUACUCCAGAGGAAAUUGCUCAGGUUGCAACUAUCUCAGCAAAUGGAGACACUACAAUUGGCAAUCUCAUCUCUGAUGCCAUGAAGAGAGUGGGCAAGGAGGGUGUCAUCACUGUUAAGGAUGGAAAGACCCUUACCGACGAGUUAGAAGUAAUCGAAGGAUUGAAGUUCGAUCGAGGAUACAUUUCACCAUACUUCAUUAACUCGACUAAAGGAGCUAAGGUGGAAUUCCAAGAUGCUCUCCUUCUGUUCAGCGAGAAAAAGAUUUCUUCUGUACAAAGUAUUAUUCCUGCUCUGGAAUUGGCUAACUCUCAGCGCAAACCUCUCGUCAUUAUUGCUGAAGAUAUCGACGGCGAGGCUCUUUCCACUCUCGUUGUAAACCGUCUUAAGAUUGGCUUACAAGUAGCGGCUGUUAAGGCUCCUGGUUUUGGCGACAAUCGCAAAGCUACCCUUCAGGACAUGGCUAUCUCGACAGGCGGUAUUGUUUUCGGAGAUGAUGCUAAUCUUGUAAAACUGGAAGACGUACAGCUGAGUGACCUGGGCCAGGUUGGUGAAGUCGUUAUCACAAAGGACGAUACUCUCAUCCUGAAGGGCAAGGGAGCCAAGAGUGACAUUGACAGGCGCGCUGACCAAAUCAGAGAUCAAAUUGCAAAUACAACAUCCGAUUACGAAAAGGAAAAAUUGCAAGAGCGUUUGGCAAGGCUCGCUUCUGGUGUAGCAGUCCUCAGAGUAGGUGGCAGCAGUGAAGUUGAAGUGAACGAAAAGAAAGAUCGAGUCCACGACGCCCUCAACGCCACUCGAGCUGCCGUAGAGGAGGGCAUCGUUCCCGGAGGUGGCACUGCUCUUCUCCGUUGCGGACCAGCUCUCAAACAGCUGAAGCCCGGUAAUACAGACCAAGAAACUGGAAUUCAAAUUGUGGCUAAUGCUCUGCGCAUGCCAUGUCUACAAAUCGCACAGAACGCCGGUGUCGAUGCCAGCUUAGUCGUCGCGAAGGUCACUGAAGGCACCCUUGGUUAUGACGCCAUGAACAACGAGUACGUCGACAUGAUCGAGAAGGGUAUCAUCGAUCCCACUAAGGUAGUCCGCACUGCUCUGACCGAUGCUGCUGGAGUAGCCUCGUUACUUACGACUGCAGAAGCAGUUGUCACUGAACUACCUAAGGAAGAUGCGCCCAAUCCUAUGGCAGGCAUGGGCGGUAUGGGUGGUAUGGGAGGAAUGGGAGGAAUGGGAGGAAUGGGCAUGUAACGAGUUCCAACCAAAUUCUCAUGCAAAGACUGAAUCUUGUUCAACCUGUUCAUUGGAAUUGCAUUUGUGAAUUACAUGGCCUGUGCGAACAUUGAAUUAUCAUUUAAAACAUUCAAAGUUGAAUGUUUUGAACGGCUACAUUCGUAUUUCAAAACAGAAUACGAACGUUAUGAGAAUCGAGCGUGAAAUCUUAAAAUGGUUACCACGAGACGUUGUGGACCUUGUCCAUUUUUCUUCCGUAUAAUUUUAUUUCCUUGGAAGAUGCACGUUACUGAUACGAAAUCGCAUAUAGUAGUGAAGUACGUCAAUAAUUUUGUUCAAAUUUUAAUGUUUAAAUGUAACGUGUUAGAACUCACGUAUCGUUCGCCAACGUCGUUGAUGCAGCUAAUUCCGUAAUUGACGUUAUGUCUAUAUAACGUUAAUUGUUCACUGCAAGGAUCUAAUGUAAUUCUGACAAUGGGGAUGUGUGUAAUUUAUCCGCCACCUAAUUUCUUCGUCAGCUAUUUUCAAAAAUGUAUUCGCUACUUACCAUUGUUAUAGGAUAACGUGGUGUAAGUGAUUGCACAAAGCUUUAGUUAGCAAUAGAUGUUUGUAGACAUCUUGUAAGCCAUUUAAUUUAAAAACCACAAUGCAGUCGAAUUAAUUAUACAUUUAUUCGACAUUAUUCUCAGGUAACGUAAAGUCAAAAAUUACAUCGGUCAAAAAGUGCUUGAUCUUUCAUAUUGAAAUGAGAACCAAAUUAUACCCGUAAACUGCGAACUCGAUAAAAAAGAGAACAGUGGUAAAUAAAGUUAUGGUGAUCUAAUAAUAGUCUAACGUGAAUCUUAAUUUUUAUUUUAAAAAAAUAUCAGCUGAUAAGAAAAUAUAGAAAUGAACAUGGAGCGAAUAUAUAAAGCAUUUAUAGCCGUGCAUUUGCUAAAUCUCCCAACUGAUGAACGUAUGAAGAAGAAAUUUGAUAAGAAUAUAAGUGUAAAAAUGUUAUCGUGUGCUAAGUACUACGAUAAAAUAAUAACUCGAAUUCUGUUACAUUUUUUUUUAACAUUAAUGUUUAUUUUUCACCUUAGUCUAAAUAAAUGUUCGUUUAAAUUAUAGUCA
This is a messenger RNA of Cephus cinctus (wheat stem sawfly), 3165 nucleotides long. RefSeq names its product heat shock protein 60A (gene Hsp60A). Gene Ontology annotation, cellular component: mitochondrial matrix; mitochondrial inner membrane. The transcript has 5 exons. The record is from RefSeq and is a predicted model, not a curated record. Bases 349 to 2070 code for a protein of 573 amino acids. Gene Ontology annotation, molecular function: ATP binding; ATP-dependent protein folding chaperone; protein-folding chaperone binding. NCBI's taxonomy places the organism in Eukaryota, Metazoa, Arthropoda, Insecta, Hymenoptera, Cephidae. Gene Ontology annotation, biological process: mitochondrial unfolded protein response; apoptotic mitochondrial changes; protein refolding.